UGCUUGAUCACAACGCGUCAUAUCCGUAACCACUGAGAGUUGCUGGGUGGUGGGGUCUGCUUAUUCUAUGACUCAAAACAGUCAUGGAAUGUAUGUAGAAUAAAGUUAUUGUUACGUGGUCCCCAGGAGAGCCUAACCUUCUGAGAACGAAAACGGAGUCCGGGGUUUCUGGGAACUGGAGUUGGGGCCGCGUUCAGCAAGCAUAUGUGCGACCUGCCGGCGGCGGCCGCGUCCCCCGGUCAGCAGACGAGCGUCCGACAGUAGGAGCGACAUGGCCCUCUGGUGCUGACACAACCAAUGGCAACCAAUGAGGAAGCGCCGGCCGCUUCCGCUGGGGGCUACUACCAACUGAGCGCCACAGUUGUUUCCGGGAAAAUCCGAGCGAAUGGGUUCUUUAAACCGAAUCCAUACGUGGAAAUUGGUGUGGAUGAUAACAAAGAUCGUUUGAAGACUGUUUCUGUGAAAAGCACAUACAAACCCACCUGGAAUGAAACAUUCACCAUCCUGGUGAAGCCGUCCUCGCGGAUCCAGUUCGCCGUGUACGACCACAGCGCCAUCAAGCGCGACAACCGGCUGGCGGAGGCGGUGCUUGACCUGCCGGACGUGCUGCACAAGCAUGACGGCAAGCUCAACAACGUGCAGGUUCACGUGCGGCUGGUGGCGCCGGGCAAGUCUGCGGAGGCGGCCUGCCUGGCCGAGCUGUCGGUGCUGCUGUCUGGCAUGACAGUGCGCCGCGAGCUGCUCCCCAGCCGCCGCGAGCCCGCCGACACGCUGACGCCCCUGCUGCGGCCCUCCGGCAGCCAGCGCUCCAGCCAUCACGACCGUGGAGGAACAAGUACGCCGCCGUCGACGGUAAAUUGCUGCCCAUGA
Pollicipes pollicipes is the source of this 870-nucleotide messenger RNA. RefSeq names its product E3 ubiquitin-protein ligase Su(dx). The transcript is spliced from 7 exons. NCBI's taxonomy places the organism in Eukaryota, Metazoa, Arthropoda, Thecostraca, Pollicipedomorpha, Pollicipedidae. The record is from RefSeq and is a predicted model, not a curated record. The coding region runs from base 298 to 870 and encodes 190 amino acids.